Ylistrum balloti is the source of this 1860-nucleotide messenger RNA. RefSeq lists its product as uncharacterized. Gene Ontology annotation, molecular function: DNA-binding transcription factor activity. Gene Ontology annotation, biological process: regulation of DNA-templated transcription. The record is from RefSeq and is a predicted model, not a curated record. NCBI's taxonomy places the organism in Eukaryota, Metazoa, Mollusca, Bivalvia, Pectinida, Pectinidae. Gene Ontology annotation, cellular component: nucleus. The coding region runs from base 39 to 1553 and encodes 504 amino acids. The transcript has 3 exons.
GACAAAAUGGCUGUUUUUCGUAGUCACAACGAAAUCGGAUGACUGGUGAAAACAAAAGCGAUUUUAAGGAAGACUUGUCAAAUUCGACUGCUGAUCAGAAAGAGAAGGAAGAGGAAAGCAAGAUGUCAGGUGAUAGAUCAGGGCGGAGAUCUGGUCGUCGCCCAGGGAGAAGACCUGCAAAGGUUGAUGUGAAGGCAAAGCUGGAACGCAGUCGACAGAGUGCCAGGGAAUGUCGGGCCAGGAAGAAAUUACGUUACCAAUAUCUUGAAGAUUUAGUGAGCAGUAGGGAACAAGCUAUUUUCAGACUCCGAGAUGAACUUGAAUUGUGUAAGCAGUGGUGCAUUCAACUGGACAGCGGAAAGAUACCAGAAAAUUUGGUAGAAAAACUAGCCGAGAGCAAGGAAAAACGGGAACAAAGGCGGAGCGGUUCCAGUUCGGAAGAUCGGGACUCUCCACCGGGAAGUAGUACAUCAUCAGCGUACAGCAAUGGGUCCCCAGACAACAAUCAGGGAUCACCACGAGGGGCCACUGGAUUCGGAGACUGUACCUAUACUAAUCCCGUAGAUAUAAAUGCCUAUCAGAAUGUAUCUAUCUCCGGAAGUAUGAUCCCAACCCUCGGUAAUACCAGCGGAGGGAAUAUGUUCAGUCCUUGGAGAAGAGAGAGUCCGGUUCUGGUAAUACCAGGAAGUCAAAUUGGGAAUACAGCUCCCUCUGCAACAAGUACGUCGUCAUUUACUGGUCAAAGGUCGUCGAUGCAUUCUUUAACUAGUAAAAGACCAUCAUUUGCUUUGCAUCCAGGAUUGCCAAAAUUCGAUGCAAUAUCUCCUGUCGAGAGUUUUAGUGCUAACAUUAUGGACACUCAUGGCAGAAAUCCCGAUGUUAAUUUGACGAGGAGACAUUCAGAUCAUGGCGCCUUCCAUGUGGUGCAACGGGAUAAUCCUGUUCAAAAUCCAGUGUCGUCACAAAACGCGCCGUCCAUAUCGUCACCGAUGACGUCAGCUAAUCGAUCGAUAUUUACAUCACAGACAGGCAGAGACUUUGUGUAUGAGUACAACCAGAGAAAAAGGUCCUUAGAAUAUAACGUACUUCAAAAACCAGUACCACAGAGAAAAGAUUCGGUAGAAAUGACUGUUGGGGGCGAUUUUCGGACAAUGUUUCUAAACGACGAAAUUCUCCAUACAAUUCCAGAAAAUAGAGGAACAGAUUCGCCUUGUCAAAUCGUACCAAAAGUGGAUAGUCCAAAAAUACAUCAAACUAACAUUGCAGUUUCAGCCUGGAAUCCAGAAUCAUUCGAAAUACAAGAGUCUCUUACCUCUAUGCUUGCUACUGGAGACAUCUCUAAUAAGCAGUAUCCGAUAGUCUUGACAUCCGUUGAACCGAAAAUGUCCGACACAUAUCUACCUGUGACGUCAUCCAAUUUUUCCAUGGUUAAUUUCACCUCCACAAACACGGACGAAGGUCGUGAAAUGAAGAAACACGAUCACAGCAGUGAUAGCUCGGAUGUACCGAAUGACAGCAUUUUACCUACUAUUCUGGAUGACUUUAAUUUCUAAAGAUAAUGUCAUGUUGAAGAGUGAUAAAUUUAACAGAAUUUGUCCUUUAAAGGUAAAACACUCUGUUCGCACCUUACUUAACGUGAUGUUAAAUCCUACCAUUAAUGAAAUAUUUGUGGAUGGCAAUGAAAAAAACGUUAUAUUUAAAUUAAUAUUCAAUCUUUCAAUAUUUAUGAGGAAUUAUUUAAAGUGUGGUCAGUAUUUUUAUUUGUUUUCAUGGCUAUUGGCUGUAUUGUUUUAAAAUUUUUAUUUGUUAUGUUAUUAAUUAAUAACACGGUUUAAUUUUGAGAUCUAAGUCUGUUUCCCG